GCUUGACGAAUUGAAUUCGAGAGGGCAGAGUGCUGAAUUCGUUUCGGGAUAGAAGAGACUUGGAUGAGACUUCACUGGUUCAAAUAGACGGAGGAAGACGUUCGACAAAAGACACGGAACACAUUUGGAAACGAAUUCGCUGUGUCACCCAAAAGCUUGACUACGCGGAAACUUGAAAAACUUCGUCCUCCACGCGUCGAAGCAGCUUUGCGAAUUCUGGAAGACGCGGAGAGCCGUUUCGUUCUCUCCAUACGAAAAGCAAGAGAAUAAAAAUACACGAACGUGACAAAAUACGACAAGAUUCACACAGCAUACAAAGAAACCCGCGAGUGUGGUUCUCCAAUCCCGAUGUGCUACGAAAAUUUCAUCAUCCCAGGAGACGCAAACUUCAUCUCUACCUCAGACUGCGGACCCUAUACACACCGGCAGUCCACUCCCCUUGAACGCUUUCCUACACAUCGCAAAAGUGCGCCUCGAGGCUGGAGUCAUAGUCGCCGAGACUCCCCUAUGGCCGCCACUCGUUUUUCUCAGAUGUUUUUCAUUUCGAGAAAAUUCCGCGUCGCCACGAACGCAGACCUCUUUUACCCGUCACCAAAAGACGCUUGCUAUGGAGAGAAGCCAGCCCGUGUCCGAGAGCGGGGCAGCAUACACACGCCUUUCGAAAGAUGUUCUCCAGUCGGGAGUCCAGUCCACUUUCAGACUGCGCACCCGCAAACACUCAGGUGUAUGUACACCCCGCGUGCGGCCUCAAAACACUGUGUGGCAUUUCUUCGCGCCGCGGAGCGAAAGUUUUUUCCCCGGAACGCAAAACUCUCUUUGCCGACGCGCCUUUUGGAGACUUUUUCCUGGGUGCGGGAGGGCACGUCUACUUUCUCGAACGCACUCUUUCGCAGCUUAUCCCGAACACUUCACUGCACCCGCACCCACGCUCCUCUUCUGCAUACCAACACACUGUCAGAUAUUCACGAAUCCCGGACUGCACAUACUGAAGCAAAGAGAGAAACGAGGCCUAGCUGCAGAAGAGCACUUCAGGCCGCUUUCACAACGCCCUCCCGUUUGCAGCCUCCGUUCGCCGUCAGAUGCGUUGAAAGAGCGGUAAACCCUCGCAUCGCUCUCAAGAAGCGCUCGAACGCAGCCCUGCCUUCUUCGAGUAUCCUCAAAAACUCUCAAACACGUUCUCUCUAUUUAUUCGAAUGAUGGACGAAAACUUGUGAACACAUUCCACGCACAUAUAGUUCCCAAAAAGUUCUGGAAGUCCCCGCUUUCCCGGAACUCCCCACAAAGAAAUCUAAACACAUUCCAAUCUUCCCCGCAUGACUCUCAAAAAAGUUCCCAAUCCCUGCUCAUAUAGUUCUCUGGAAGUCCUCUUCCCCACAAAACGCCG
Molecule: messenger RNA, 1384 nt
Organism: Toxoplasma gondii ME49
Lineage: Eukaryota; Apicomplexa; Conoidasida; Eucoccidiorida; Sarcocystidae
Exons: 1
Coding region: 349-1197 (282 amino acids)
Source: RefSeq, a predicted model, not a curated record